Molecule: messenger RNA, 3582 nt
Organism: Conger conger (European conger)
Lineage: Eukaryota; Metazoa; Chordata; Actinopteri; Anguilliformes; Congridae
Product: trophoblast glycoprotein-like
Exons: 2
Coding region: 65-1183 (372 amino acids)
Biological process (GO): negative regulation of canonical Wnt signaling pathway
Cellular component (GO): plasma membrane
Molecular function (GO): protein binding
Source: RefSeq, a predicted model, not a curated record
UCUUGGGACUUGUUCAAAUCAAGUCAUUGGGACUGCCAUUGUAUUUUUAACAGUUUUUUCCAAAAUGAUGGUUUUUUCCUGGCUCCUGUUCUGCGGGCUGCUCCACGCCUCAGUCCUGCACGCGGCGUGCCCAGCGCGCUGUGAAUGUUCAGAAGCAGCGCAAACUGUUAAGUGCGUUUCCAAGGACCUGCGACACAUUCCGACCGGGAUCCCCGGUUACACACGAAAUCUUUUCAUCACCGGGAACCACAUAAGUCGAAUCGGAUCUGAGUCAUUCAAAGGACUCGAUAACGUGACCACGCUGUCAUUGAGCAACAACGGGAUCACAGAACUGGAGUCCCAGGCUUUCUCUGGCCUCCACAGCCUCCUCUCCCUGGACCUGAGCAGUAACCGCCUGGCUGUGAUCCACCCCGAGGCCCUGACUCCGCCGGGCCGGACGCUGCGGGAGCUGAACCUGAGCCGCGCCCUCCGGGACCCCUCUGCGGGCUCCGACCUGUCCCGCCUGCUGCGCCUGGGCGCCCUGAGCGCCCUGCGGGGACUCGACCUGUCCAGCAACGCGCUGGGCGCCCUCCCCUCCGACACCUUCCGGCGCCUCCCCGCUCUGCGGCGCCUCCUGCUGGCCAACAACUCCCUGGCGGCGCUGCGGAACGGCACCCUGUCCGGCCUGGAGCGCCUGGAGGAGCUCGACCUCAGCCGAAACGCCUUCCGCACCUUCCGGGGCGAGAGCCUCGGGGAGCUGGAGAGGGUCCCCCAGGCCCGGCUGCUCCUGGCCCACAACCCCCUGUCCUGUUCCUGCGCUGGCCUGCCCCUCGCCCGCUGGCUGAACGGCUCGCGGGAGCGGGCGGCGGACGCGGAGGGGCUGGCCUGCGCCUGGCCGCCCGAGCUGCGGAACUCCACCCUCCUGGAGGCGGGCGGGGCGGCGGGCGGUUGCCUGGACGAGAGCGAGGGCGACAGCGAGGGCGCCGACCUCGCCCUGCAGACCUCCUACGUCUUCCUGGGCGUGGUGCUGGGCUUCGUCGGGGUGGUCUUCCUCUUCGUGCUCUACCUCAACCGCAAGGGCAUCAAGCGGUGGAUGUUCGACACGCGGGACGCCUGCAGGGAGGCGCUGGAGGGGUACCACUACCGCAUGGAGGUGGACUCGGACCCUCGGCUGUCCCAGGUCUCCACCACGGCCGACCUGUGAGCCCCAGCCGGGGGGCUCGUCCCCGUUCGCUUCUAUCCCAAAUGGAGAUUUGUACCAGCAGCAGAAUCCAACAGCCUGUGAAUGGCGUAUGUACAUAUAUAGUCUAUGGUGUAAAUAUAUAAAAGGCUAGUGAUGUUCUUCAACAACAUUUGUCUCUAUGAAAGGAAAGCAUGCACUUGUCUACUUGAUUUUUCCGGUUUUAGGCCCGGUUGCACCAUUCCCUACUCCAUCCGUAGCACAGGGUUGCCAGCAGGCUCAGGUAGUAAUCACAAAGGACUUACCCCUGACCCACUAAUGUUUCUGAGCAAGCAAACAUCUACCCCCCUCCUAAAUCUUGCGCUAUUCCCUUUUGUCAAGUGCCUUGACCUCUCGAGGUUUUGAUAAGACCCCCAGCUCGUCUUUUGUAUUGCACAGUGGUUUUCUGCUUAGUCUUGGUUUAGGACUGACCUCUGUGGUCCAGGGUGUAAGGGAAGGACUUCUACAGCAUGAAAUACCUGCGAUUCUGGGAGAGGGUCAGGAACAUCUGUUGUGGUGGGGAGGUGAGAAACUCACCCAUGGUUUUUGUAGGAGGGGGUCAAAUCCACUUGUGAUUUUGGGAGUGGACCAACCACACCUGCAAUUUUGGGAGAGGGCCAACCCCACCUGCAGUUCUGGGACAAGGCCAACCCCAUCUGUGGUUUUGGGAGAGGGGCCAAGGCCAGCUCCACCUGUGAUUUUGGGAGUGGGCCAAACCCCACCUGCGAUUUUGGGAGAGGGGCCAAGGCCAACCCCACCAGCGAUUUUGGGUAAAGGUCAAUAGAACGUGUAACGGUGGCGAAGGGUCAAACACACCUGUUGUUCUGGAAGGAAGGGGUGUGGGGUGUGGGUUGGAAUGAUGUUGAGAUGGGGGUCCCGGGCAGGACGCCUCUCUGCAGAUGUGGCAGUGGAGACGCCCUGCAGCCCUGAGGCUCCUCUUUGUUGUUGCUCACACUGGAUUCUCAGGGUGAUGAGAACCAGCCCUGUUUCAGAACCGCUCGCCCCCCCUCCACCCCCGACCCCCCACCCCCACCGGAAGACAGCGGCCAGACUGAAAGGGCUUUGAAGGGGGGGGUUGGAUUUUGCUUGUCACAAACCCCCCAGCUGUGUCUGUUUAAAGGACUCGCCGUGAUAAGACGCAGAUGACUUUGAUUGUGUCAGGAAUCCAAGUUUCUCUCGGAGGGUUUUUAUCUGCCAUCCCUGGAACCGCUCAGAUUUACUGUCUCCCUGUUCUUCACCGCCCUGAGAACUUUUGUCAGAAUGUAAUAAAGAGCAGAACGUUUACUCUAUUUAUACGGGAAAUGCAGCAAUAUUCCUAAUUGUAAUUAUUCCAUACGCUUGAGAACUUGUUUUGACAGCUGUCCUUUCAGCAGGCUGCAUGUACAGGAUGUGCACUUGGUUAGAAGAGAAGAGUGCAGUUUUCCGCUGUUCUGGGUAACUGUAAUCAGUUAAUCCAACAGGGAGUUUGUCCUGAGAUACACAACUCACAACCUGUCACCGUGGCAAUUACAUUCACACGAUCUGUCCGAUUGUGAUUCUUAACAAAUUGGCAACAUUUAUUUUUACCAAACUGUUGAGUUUGGAUAUUCUUCCUGGUAUUUUAGCCCAAAUAUGCUCCCAUUCUGUACAUGUUGCCUGUUUUGUUUUUUUUAAUCGCCAGAGAAUAAAACAUUAAUCACCGGAAAAUAAAGCACCUGUUUUUAUAAAUUCCUGGAAAGACCCCUCAAUUUAAACGUGGUGACCUUUCAAUGUUACUGUCGAUGCUAUAUAAUAAGUGUAGCAAGUUUAUUUGAGAUCCCAUAUUUUUGUGAUAUAGGCCACAUGUUUAGACAUAUGUUAGAAAAGGCAUUCUUUCUGUUUUGCAUUUAAAGUAUAAACUACACUCUUAAAGCACCUGUCUGUGCGCCCAGGUGAACACACACUUACUGUCGAGAAGUUCAGAUGCUUGUGUGUCCUGGGGUUUGUAGCAGUUCUGAACCCUGCAGAGACUGCAAAAGAGGAAAAGUUCAAAGGAGACGUCUCAAAACGUCCCACAUCUGUGUCUUUAUCUGGUCUGCAUGUUUCUUUUUUCUCCCUCUCGCUCAAAAAAAUUUUUUUGAUCCGAUUAAAAACAUCAUUUGGUAAUAUAACUUCACAAGCUCCACAGUUUGGAUCUAAAUCCAGUGCGUUAGCUGGGCAAUGUUAAACACAUGCUGCCUCGGAUUCCAUUCUUAUUAGUCUGCCAUUUUCUCUGCAGCCCCCAGCCAUGUGGCCCCACGUCCCAUUGGCUGGGUGGCUGUUUGGAACUGUUCGGAUGUGAUUGGUUGUUUGAAUUCAUGAAAGUCUCCUCUGCAUGCUUAAAACGGAUAUAAAUACUGAAAAGGUAUACUUGAAAUAAGCAUGAG